AAUGUAACCUGAGAGUACAAUAGAGCAGCAGUGCUGUAGGAGAAGACGGAGAAAGAGAGAGAGAGAGAGAGAGAAAUUACACAGCAACAGGGACUUUAUUACACAUGAUCUCAGGGAGAAAUCCAGAGUAACAGCUCCAUGAUGGGUGUUCAUCACUCCAGCAGAGGAGGAGGAACCUCUGACUCAAAGUUAAAGUGUAUAGGAUCUCAAGAACCCAGCUGUGUGUCUAUGAAGAGUGACCGGUCCCUACCUGAGCCUCCUAAAUUCAGCAGAGGAGGAGGAGAACCCAGCUGUGUGUCUUUCAAGAGUGACCGGUCCCUACCUGAGCCUCCUAAAUUCAGCAGAGGAGGAGGAGAACCCAGCUCUGUGUCUAUGAAGAGUGACCAGUCCCUACCUGAGCCUCGUAAAUUCAGCAGUGGAGGAGGAGAAUCCAGCCGUGUGUAUAUGAAGAGUGACUGGUCCCUAUCUGUACUCUCUGACCCAGAGCAGAGCUCCACAGAAACUGCACUGCAGAUAAACACUCUGUUGGAGGAAACUGGAGACUUGAAUCAGGAUUCUUACCAACCAGUGGAUGAUUUUCUACACAGAGUCUUACAGAGACACAAAAUGAGCAUGAAGAACAAGUACGAGAGCUUAUUUGAGGGAAUCAGAACAGAAGAGAAUAAAACCCUCCUGAACAGGAUUUACACUCAGCUCUACAUCAUAGAGGGGGAGAGUGAAGGAGUGAAUGAAGAACAUGAGGUUCUACAGAUGGAGAAAAAAUCCAGGAGACACUUACAAGACUCUCCGAUCAACUGCUUAGACAUCUUUAAACCUCUACAAGGUUCCAAACAAUACAUGGAAGAAGCAAACAUUAGAACUGUGAUGGCUGAAAGUAUCAGACAGAAAGCAGGUCAAGAAUCAAAAGCUGUUUUCAAAUUUAAAGAUCUCAGUGUCAAAAAAAGAAAAAAAGAAAGAAAAAAAAGCAAAGAACCAAAAGUGAAUAAGCUCCGAACUUUGCUGACUAAAGGCUUUAGAAAAACUCACUUUGUACAGAAAGAAAGAAAAGAAGAUAACAGACCAGAAGAGCUCAGAAGUGUUCUGACUAAAGGCAUCGCUGGAAUUGGAAAAACUGUCUCUGUGCAGAAGUUCAUUCUGGACUGGGCUGAAGGAAAAGCCAAUCAGGAUGUAGAUUUCAUGUUUGUGCUUCCGUUCCGGGAGGUGAACCUGAUUAAAGAUGAUCAAUACAGUCUUCAUGGACUUCUGUGUGACUUCCAUCCUGAGCUCAAAGAUCUGGACCCAAAGAUUUAUGAUCAGAUCAAAGCUGUGUUUAUAUUUGACGGUCUGGAUGAAAGCAGAAUUCAGCUGAACUUUGAACAGUGUGAGAAAGUAUCUGACAUCACCAUGACAUCAUCAGUGGGUGUGUUGAUGACAAACCUCAUCAAAGGAGAUCUGCUUCCCUCUGCCAUGAUCUGGAUCACCUCCCGACCAGCAGCAGCCAAUCAGAUCCCUCCUAAAUACAUCAAUCGUGUGACAGAAGUUCAGGGAUUCAGUGACCUACAGAAGGAGGAGUACUUCAGGAAGAGGAUCAGUGAUGAAGACCAAGCCCAGAGAAUCAUCUCACACAUUAAGACAGCAAGGAGCCUCCACAUCAUGUGCCACAUUCCAGUCUUCUGCUGGAUCUCAGCCACUGUUCUUCAACAAAUCAUGAAACAGUGUCAUACAGAAAUCCCUAAAACUCUGACUGAAAUGUACUCACACUUCCUGAUCACUCAGACCAACAUAAAGAACGAGAAGUAUGAGGAGAAAGACGAGAGAGACCCAAAGAACCUGCUGGAGUCCAAUAGAGCCAUUCUUCUGAAACUGGCUAAACUGGCUUUCAGUCAGCUGAUGAAGGGCAAUGUGAUGUUCUAUGAAGAAGAACUGAGAGAGAGCAGCAUUGAUGUCACUGAGGCCUCAGUGUAUUCUGGGAUUUUCACUGAGAUCUUUAGGGAGGAAUGUGUGCUUUACCAGAGGAAGGUCUACUGCUUUGUUCAUCUGAGCUUUCAGGAAUUCCUGGCUGCUGUGUAUGUCUUUCAUUGCUAUGAGAACAAGAACAUGGAAGCACUGCAGAUUUUUCUGCAAGAAGAUCAUCAUGAUAAUGAGAGUAGUGACAGUGAGAGAAGAUACAGUGAGGGUGCCGACAAUGAGAGAAGAUACAGUGAGGGUAGUGACAGUGAGAGAAGAUCCAGUGAGGCUAGUGACAGUGAGAGAAAAUACAGUGAGGGUAGUGACAAUGAGAGAAAAUACUGUGAGGGUAGUGACAGUGAGAGAAGAUACAAUGAGGUUGGUGACAAUGAGAGAAGAUACAGUGAGGAUAGCGACAAUGAGAGAAGAUGCUGUGAGGGUAGUGACAGUGAGAGAAGAUACAAUGAGGGUGGCAACAAUGAGAGAAGAUACAAUGAGGAUAGUGACAGUGAGAGAAGGUACAAUGAGGGUAGUGACAGUAAGAGGAGAUACAGUGAGGGUAGUGACAAUGAGAGAAGAUACAGUGAGGGCAGUGACGAGAGAAAAUACAGUGAGGGUAGUGGCAGUGACAGAGAGAGUGACAGUGAGAGCUUUGAGUACAGAAGCAGCCCUGAGACAGAUAAGCACAAUGGUCAAUCUAAUUAUAUUUCACUGGAUGAGCUGCUGAUGGGAGCAGUGUAUAAAUCUGUAAUGAGUCAGAAUGGACACCUGGAUCUUUUCCUCCGUUUCCUGCUGGGCAUCUCAGUGCAGUCCAAUCAGAAACUUCUACAGGGUCUACUGACCCCAACACAGAGCAGCUCAGAGAGAACCAGACAGUACAUCAAGAGAUUAAUCAAAGGAGAUAAUUACGAUGAUGAUGAUGAUGAUGAUGUUUAUGAUGAUGAUGAUGAUGAUGAUGAUGAUGAUGGUGAAGGUGAUUAUUAUUAUGAUCGUAGUGAUGAUGAUGAUGAUGAUGAUAAAGAUGAACAAUAUCCCUUCUCGACUGAGAGAUCCAUCAAUCUGUUCCUCUGUCUGUCUGAAAUGAAUGACCAGUCUCUCUCCAGAGAGAUUCAGGAGUAUCUAAACUCAGAGAGACACUCAGAGGUGAAACUCUCUCCUGCACAGUGUUCAGCUCUAGCCUAUAUCAUUCUGAGCUCAGAGGAUGUUCUGGAUGAGCUGGACCUGAAGAAAUACAACACAUCAGAGGAGGGUUAUAGGAGACUGAUCCCAGCUGUGACUGUCUGCAGAAAAGCUCAUCUAGCUGGCUGUAAUCUCACAAAAGAUUCAUGUGAAACUCUUUGCUCAGCUCUACAAUCAACAAACUCUCACCUGAAAGAACUGGACCUCAGUAACAAUAAUCUGCAGGAUUCACGAGUGGAGCUGUUCUCUGCUGGACUAAAGAGUUCACACUGUAAACUGGAGACACUAAGAAUGGCUGUCUGUAAAAUUGGGAGAACAACUUGUGAAAAUCUGGGAUCAGCUCUACAAUCUGCAAAAUCCUCGCUGAAAGUACUAGACCUCAGUAACAAUGACCUGCAAGUUUCAGGUGUCCAGCUGAUCUCUGUUGGACUGAAGAGUUCACACUGUAAACUGGAGAAACUCAGACUGUCUGGUUGUAUGGUUACAGCUGAAGGCUGUUCUUUUUUGGCAUCGGCUCUGAAAUCAAACCUCUCCCAUCUGAGAGAACUGGAUCUGAGCUAUAAUCACCCAGGAGAGUCUGGAGUGAAGCUGCUGUCUGAUCUACUGGAGGAUCCACACUGGAAACUCAGGUGUGUGGUGGAUCAUGGAGGGGAGCUUAGGAUGAAACCAGGACUGAAGAAAUAUGCUGUUGAUCUCACUCUGGAUUCAAACACAAUGAACAGACUCCUCUCUCUGUCUGAGGGGAACAGAAAGGUAAAGUGGGUGACAGAGGAUCAGUUGUAUCCAGAUCAUCCACACAGAUUUGAUUACUAUCAGCAGAUUCUGAGUGUGGAGAGUCUGACUGGACGCUGUUACUGGGAGGCUGAGUAUACCUGGAAGUGGGGGGGUGAUAUAUCGGUGUCAUACCAAGGAAUCAGGAGGAAAGGUAUCAGUACUGACUGUCUGUUUGGAAAUAAUAAUCAGUCCUGGAGUCUGCAGCACAGUUUUAACAAAUACACCUUUAGACACAAUAAUCAGAAAACUACCUACAAUGGAUUUAGGGUCCCAUCUGACCCCAUCACCCCCUAUAACAGAAUAGGAGUGUAUCUGGACUGGGAGUCCGGCACUCUGUCCUUCUACAGGAUCUCUCCUGACACACACACACUGACCCACCUACACACAUUCACCACCACAUUCACUGAGCCGCUCUAUGCUGGGAUUAGAGUUUAUAAAGGCUCAGUGCGUUUCUGUGAGAUAGAAUGACCUCCUGAAUCCUGGAGUAAAAACUAAAACAGCACGAACACACACCAUUAUGUAGCCAGGCGUAGUUGUUGGCAGCAGAAUUGAGGACAGAAUGGGGUUCUUAGAUUCUACCUGUGGGUAUGAUGCCCUGUUAGUUUGAAGGUCGAUGUAGUGGUCCAAACUAAGGUUGAUGUUUUGGGGGCUCAGCUAAUACGUGACUGAUGAUCAUACAGCCUAUGUUGCUGUCAUUUGAAUUUAUUAAUGUUUAAUUACAUAUGCAAAUUAAAAUUUUAAUGUAACAUUUAAUGUAUAAAAUUUAACACCAUUGGGAGUAUCUAAUUUCAGUGAUUGAUUAUUAGAUGACCAAAUGUCCAAAGGUACAACCUUGAAACAGUUAUUUUAUAACAAAACUAGUAGAAGGUUUGAAGUCAAGCAUCUCUCUGAGAGAGCUGUUUCUACUUAGAGACUGAUAUAUUAACUGCGUUUUGCAUAUUACAUAUAUUUGCUUAUAAAACUGUGGUUUUAGCUUUGUCUGUAAUGUUUCUGGCAGUCUAAUAAAAAUGUCCUCUCUUGAUUAUUCUUAAUGAACUUAUGGUUGAAUCUGCAUUUAUUGUUUCAGUUUAAUUUAAAUGUAUGAGCUUUGGGAAAUGUUUGUGAGUGAUAUUGAAGUUUUUUCUUUAAGCUUUUUAUUGAUUUUUUUUUAAAGAUUUUUGUUUCAUUUAGUUUAAGUUUCAGCUGUGCUGAAGCUGAGUUUGAGUUUGUGCUUAAAACAAGAAGCUACAGGGGCGCAACCGUCUAGGCAUUGGCCCUAUUGUCAGAAGAUCACCAGUUCGAUCCCUGGUGAUGCUACAGCAAUCUGUGGCUGGAAGUCCAAGAGGGCACAACUGGUCUCACUCUCUGGGCGGGUAGUAUGGCCCACUGUCACCCCCAUCACUCAGCGCGAUGCUAGUCAGCGCAGGUGUCUGUUAUCUAAUGUAACAGAACUCCAAGUGCGUUCGGCUGUCCAAUGACGUUGUGUGAGCGGAAGUUUGAAAAGAUGCGGUGCCGCUUCAUAGGUCUCGGAGGAAGCCUAUGCUAGCCUUUGCCCUCCUAGUGCAGGUGGUAUUGUGUGAUUGGGGGUGUCCUAACUAGUGGGUGGAAUUGGAUAUGACAAAAUUGGAGAGAAAAAUUCAGGAAAAAAGGAAGCUGCAGUAGCAAAGUAGCUUAAAAAAAUCAACAUGUUUAGCAGGUGAAAAGCAGACAGUCAAUAUGAUGAGCAAAUCACAGCUUUGGAUUUAAUUAUUCAGACUUUUGAGAAAAAGAAAACAAAAGCGAUUUUAAAGGCAGAAUAUGAGACAAUAUUUGAAGUUUCUUAGUGAUUCUCUUCAGGACUAUGUCUGGAAGAUUUGAAGACCAAGCUGUUUGGGUGGCACUUGUACCACUUCAUACCUGGAAUGAGGAAUGGGUGCUUCAAGGUAGCCGUGAUGAGUGUAGUUAGCAAAGAGCAUGUGGGCAUCAGCACAGACACUGGUGUGAGUACUCAAAAUGGCUCAAAAUACUAGAGCAUUGGAACUCAUUUGAACAUCGUUUUGGCCCUUCAGUGACUUAUGAAAUAUGAUACAAUUGACUCUGGUACAUCUAUUAAACCUAGACGGAUACAAUAAUUCCCUCCCAACUCAACCUUCUGAACCUGUUGCCCCCAAAACCUCCUUGUGUAUGUAUAGAUUUGCAUAAACAUUUACCAAAUACUACUAAUAUUGGUGCCCGUGAAGAAUAACUGUGAAUACAUUCAACUAUUGCCCAUAGUACUAUUGCCAUCCCUUAUUUCUGUGCCUUUCUACAUGUCAGUGGCACCCCCGAACAAACACCUCCGCCACCUCCCUCAUCCAAACCACCA
Messenger RNA from Colossoma macropomum (tambaqui), 6202 nucleotides. RefSeq lists its product as uncharacterized. Lineage: Eukaryota; Metazoa; Chordata; Actinopteri; Characiformes; Serrasalmidae. The record is from RefSeq and is a predicted model, not a curated record. The coding region runs from base 139 to 4347 and encodes 1402 amino acids. Gene Ontology annotation, molecular function: protein binding. The transcript is spliced from 9 exons.